AUGCUGCUGAAAGUUAUUUUAAUUUUGUGGUGGGCACAUUAUUGCUACGCAGAUAUACGAUUACCUAAAAUCCUACGACCAUGUAAACUAAGUGAUCACAAAUGUAUUGGAGAUAAUUUAGCGGCGAAUUCGUUCUGCAAGAUUAAGAAGAAUGGAUACCUUCCUUCUAAAUACGUUCAGGAAUCUCUCCACUUUGACACGCCAUACUUCAACGCGUCAUAUAUCGACCAUAAUUUAAUCAUCAGAAAUCAAGACAAGUGCUAUGUUUCGGAAUUUUUCUUUAACACACAGACGGACAGAGUGGUACUAUCCCUGGACUGUCCGAACUUGGACUUAGAGUCAGACCGAACCUUCAUCCAGCACAGAACUUAUCAAGAAGACACCUAUUAUCAUUACCACAUCAGGGGCGUAUAUCCUAUGAUUCAUAUAACAAUGAACUUUCCGAGCAUGGACCUGUGUUCAGCGAGCAUCUUCACCGACGUCGCCCAGAUGCCGAAAUUCCACAUCGACCCUAAAAAUAAACCAACAGCUAACCACCUGGCCAAAGACCUCUCCUACCUCCAUAUCUUUGAGAGGGAGAACUGCCACGCCAGAGGGCCAGGCCUCGCUUAUAAAUUCAUCGAUUCUCUGAUCUGUGACUACGGCUGUCCAGUGCCUAAAUGA
This is a messenger RNA of Arctia plantaginis, 663 nucleotides long. The record is from the annotation of a GenBank genome assembly. NCBI's taxonomy places the organism in Eukaryota, Metazoa, Arthropoda, Insecta, Lepidoptera, Erebidae.